GUGUAGGCCUGUAAAUUGCAAGGACUUGGCCGUGAACCACGCGGGAGGUUGCACGCCCGUAAAGCCACGUGACAACGGCGUUAUUUGUUCCACUUAUUAACAAGUAUAUUUUCCACUCGAAUGAGUGGAAAAGAAACAGAAACAGUAAUCAAGAAGAAGACGGAGAUGGAGAGCAUUCCUUCCUCCACCGGCAGCACCAAUUUGGAGCGCUGUGAAGGAGACAAGGUUACUCUUCCUAAGGUACAGGGUGAUAAAGACGAGGGAUUCACCCUGGUUAAAAGCAAAAUGGGUAUCAGAGGAGGGCGAUCCAGGCUCGAGCACAAUAAGGAUCGCUCCAAUUCUCGAAAGGUUGGGUCCACACCUGCGUUUCAACCUGCCUUCAGGGACAGGUUCAAACAAAGACGUGACCCUCAGGUAAGUACUACCCCCGCACAGAACAGACUGGGGACCAGUACUAAAAGAAGUAGGAUGGAGUAUUCUUUCACUCCACCUUCUGCAAAAGGGCCUGCCAAAAAACCACGGCAAGGAAAGGCAAAGGAAGAGCAGGUAAUGACUCAUAAACCAUUGUUUAAAGUUCUUUUUAGGAAAGCCAACAAGGAUUUCUUCACAAACGAUGAGGCACUAGAGUUGAGAUCACUGAUCUGCAACAGUGCCCUCGAACUGAUUGAGGAAGAAGAUGAGGACCAAGGCGUGGAUUUCAUAAAUUCAGGUCUUGUUGAAGGAGGAUCCAUGUUCAUAAUAAGCUGCGGGGAUGAACUCACCGUCAAGUUUGUCAGGGACACGCUAAAGAAGCUGUGGGAUGAGAGGAAAUAUGUGGUCUGUGACAUUAACGACCUCCCAAAGAAGGCCAAAGUGUCCACAUAUGCAGUGGGACUCGAGACAAGGAAAGAGUCAAUAAACAAACUGCUGAGAAUCUCCAACAGGAAAGCAGGUUUGAAUAUAAAGGAUUGGGAACUCGUUGAAUACAACAGAGAACCCCACACAGGCCACGGGACUUACCUCUGUUGGGAAGUACCAGAAGCGGAUGCUAAAAAACUCCAACAAAAUCCAAUGAUGACACUGGAGUUGAACCGCAUCAGGGUGGAAGUCUCCAUACCUCCAUACCCUUUCUACCAGAGAUAAUGGAGAUUGAUAAGGACCUAUCUCCACUGACAAAGGACGAUGGAAGAGACUCCAAUCCAGCUCACACGGAUAGAGGUAAGGGUGAUGUAGGAGCGGGUGGUCCUGGUGUGGAAGGGGUGAUUGUCGAUGAGCUUUCUAGCGAAUCUGAUGAUUCCCUUCUGAAUCAGGGUUAAACCUUCCUCUUCUCAUUUAAGUGACUCACCCCGAGUGUACCAUGGAUUAUUCAUGAGACCUGUCAGGGUGUCACAAAUUAAUAUGCAGCACAGUAAGAUUGCCACGGCUGAAAUUGGUAGGGACAUGACUUGGUCUGCAAACAUUGAUUUAAUACAGGAACCCUAUACCUAUAGGGGCCUAGCAAUUGGUUUAAAAAAUAAAAAUUUUGAACUGUUUCAGGAUCUAAGGUAUGACAGGCCGAGAGCAUGUAUUGUGGCUCAUAAGGAAUUAAGACCAAUUCCUAUAACCAGGUUUUGUUCUAGGGAUAUCAUUACAAUAUCAAUUGAUUUCAGGAGAAGGGGGAGCCACAAAACUUUAUAUCUGGCAAGUGCAAACUUACCCCACGAUGAGCCCAACCAAGGCAGUAAAGGAACUUAUAUUGUGACGAUAAUAAUAUAGGUCUUAUUCUGGGCUGUGAUGUCAACGCACACAACCUAGCAUGGGGUAGCACAGAUAACAAUGCAAGAGGUACAUUCUUGGAAUAUAUAUUAAGCAAAAAUUUAUCCAUCCUGAAUGUAUGCAACACUCCCACUUUUAUAACAAAAAAUAGAAGGGAAGUAUUGGAUGUAUCAGUAGCCUCUCUGCCUGCCAAUUGCUAAUUGGGUAACGGAGUGGAAGGUGACACCAGGAUGCAUACCUGCUCCUACUAACCUAACAGAGCUGGAGCAGGUUGCUAACAACAUUAUACAGGUCAUAAACUCUGCGUAAGUAGAAGCGUGUCCUGAAAAAAUACAUCAGAAUCGACAUCACUGGUGGAAUAAAGAUCUGGCUAAGGAAAAGGGUCAGAGUAUCACACAAAAAAGCCCUGCAGUGGAACUAUAAACUGUACUGGAGAGAGUAUUUCUUCAUGAAAAAAAAAGAAUAUAAAAAAGAGUUAAGGAAAACUAAGCGUAAAGCCUGGAGGGACUAUUGUUUGGAAACAGAAACGAUAUAACAAAUACAGUGCGGCGCUGGCCCGAAGAGAGAGGGACAAAGAGGUUGCAACAAGAGAGAGGGGAUGGACUACGGUGUAGUUAUGAUUGGUACCGGGUGAAGACAGGAAUUUUUUUGGGGGAGCUGAUUAUCUGCACUAAAUCAGACAUCCUUGGCCUAGGAUCAUACAAGAGGAUUCUUUUCAACAUUGGAGACCAAUAUUCAAGAAUAGCAUUUCCUCAAGGUCGAAACAAAUUUUCUUCUCUCUACAGGAUCAGCGUAGCGAGGCAAGAAGACAGGACUUUUUUUUUGGGAGCUGAUUAUCUGCACUAAAUCAGACAUCCUUGGCCUAGGAUCAUACAAGAGGACUCUUUUCAACAUUGGAGACCAAUAUUCAAGAAUAGCAUUUCCUCGAGGUCGAAACAAAUUUUCUUCUCUACAGGAUCAGCAUAGCGAGGCAAGAAUUAUCAACUUACAUACAAUUAUACAAUACAGUUAUCAACCAUCGACUUUAAUUUGUAAUCUUCCGUAAUAGAUAAUAAGAUUCAUUUAAAAAAUAAAUAAAUAAAAAAAAA
Cimex lectularius (bed bug) is the source of this 2822-nucleotide messenger RNA. RefSeq lists its product as uncharacterized. Bases 121 to 1122 code for a protein of 333 amino acids. The record is from RefSeq and is a predicted model, not a curated record. The transcript has 2 exons. Lineage: Eukaryota; Metazoa; Arthropoda; Insecta; Hemiptera; Cimicidae.